AUGCGCUUCUUCUCCGCUCUGAGCAGCGCUCUCCUUGUCAGCGCCGCCGCGGCGCAGAGCUGCUCGCCCAGCUCCAGCGACGCCCAGGUCGUGGAGUUCGGCUGGGCCCUCCAGUACCUACUGGAGCGCUACUACUCGUCGCAGCCGCUGAACUCGACCUUCCUCAACAGCGCCGACAACAGCUCCACCGCCAACUACUACACCAACUUCCAGGGCAUCCAGCGCCAGAACCGCCUCGGCGUGCGCGCCGUCCAGCAGCUCGGCUCCAAGGUGCCCGGCUUCACCGCCCCGCGCUGCAACUUCACCUUCCCCGACGCCAAGGACGGCGAGACCUGGGUCAAGAACGCCCAGAAGCUCGAGCAGAACGUCUGCGGCGCCUACAUCGGCCUCGCCGCCUACACCCAGGCCCCAGAGGUCUCCUUCCUCAUGGCCCGCCUCGCCGCCCAGCACUCCGCCCACGCCUACUACAUCACCAGCAACGUCCAGGAGCCCGUCUUCCCCACAAACUCCUCCUCCCUGAUCCCCGCCUACCCGCCCGACUACGUCCUCCAGUCCGGUAACCAGCCCGGCAAGCUCGGCGAGUACCUCAACGGCUGUGUCUCCGCCCCCUCCCCGCCCUGCGGCCAGAAGCUCACCUUCGGCCCGCUCAUCGCCUCCACCGGCGGCGCCAACGCCUCCUCCAGCUCCGCGUCGCCUUCCGGCACCGCCACGGCCUUUGCCAAGCGUCUCUUCUACUAG
Messenger RNA from Aspergillus terreus NIH2624, 738 nucleotides. RefSeq names its product ferritin-like domain-containing protein. Bases 1 to 738 code for a protein of 245 amino acids. The transcript has a single exon. Lineage: Eukaryota; Fungi; Ascomycota; Eurotiomycetes; Eurotiales; Aspergillaceae. The record is from RefSeq and is a predicted model, not a curated record.